Onthophagus taurus is the source of this 834-nucleotide messenger RNA. It is a transcript of the gene endos, whose product is annotated as endosulfine alpha. Gene Ontology annotation, cellular component: cytoplasm. NCBI's taxonomy places the organism in Eukaryota, Metazoa, Arthropoda, Insecta, Coleoptera, Scarabaeidae. Gene Ontology annotation, molecular function: protein phosphatase inhibitor activity. The record is from RefSeq and is a predicted model, not a curated record.
GUGAAGUUGUAACGAAUAAAGUACGUUGUCUGUGGACAGUUUAGUUUUUGCUUUAGUACCCGUUAUUAUUCGAACAUUUCGACGCUUUUUCUUCGAAUUAACAGAAACAUUUCUUGACGUUCACCCAUCAUUCUUCAGAAAAAAUGAGCGAACAAGAGAACGAGCAAGUUUCCGAAAUGAGUCCUCACGAAGUGGAAAAGAUAGAAGAGGCGAAAUUAAAAGCGAAAUAUCCAACGGGAGUCGUUGGUUCAAAUGGAAGUCGUCCGAUCGCUGGACAUUCGGCUUUCUUGCAAAAACGUUUGGCUAAAGGACAAAAAUUUUUUGAUUCCGGCGAUUAUCAAAUGGCAAAACAAAAAAUUGGAGGUGUUAAUAAACAGCCGUUGAAAGUGGCAGUUCCUGUAAACCCAUACGCCACUGGAGAUGCAAUCCCAACCCCAGAAACAGUACCAGCACGAAAAACGUCCAUAAUACAAUCCUCUAAAUUUACGCCAAACGUCAUCUAGUCGUCUGGCUGCUGUAAUAUUUACGGACGUCCCCAAUGUAGAUACUUGUUUCUUAACUUUCUUUCCCCCCCUUUUCAUCAUCAGGUUAACUUAUUAUUAAUAAAAACCCAUUAACUACAACUUAUAUUAAAAAUAAUAAAAAAAAACUUUUAAUCUGCGUUUAUUUUUUUUUAGUUUAAUGGUUAUGUUAUGUAUUAGUUUUUAUUUCGACAAGAUUUUUUUUGAAAAGUCAUAUUUUAACAGUUGUAGUUUAGGGUAACUAGAUUUAACAUGUAUACAUACAUUCAGAUGUACAUUUAGUUUAAUAAAAGAAAUUACAUUUUACAGUUAA